Cygnus olor (mute swan) is the source of this 4613-nucleotide messenger RNA. RefSeq names its product torsin-1A-interacting protein 2-like. Lineage: Eukaryota; Metazoa; Chordata; Aves; Anseriformes; Anatidae. The transcript is spliced from 7 exons. Gene Ontology annotation, cellular component: membrane. The record is from RefSeq and is a predicted model, not a curated record. Gene Ontology annotation, biological process: membrane organization. Gene Ontology annotation, molecular function: ATPase activator activity. The coding region runs from base 1488 to 3398 and encodes 636 amino acids.
CACUUCCUGGGGAGACUGGCUUCAGCACACACAGCAAUUGCUUCAGAAGACAAACACCUUCAUAGCAAAUGCCCCUGCUCCUGCUUGCCCUUAGUUUUUAGGGUUGAACUUAAGGUUAUAAGGGAUGGAGUAUCCCUUUGGGCAGUUAGGGUCAGCUGUCCCAGCUGUGUCACUUCUCAGCCAUGUCCCUUCCCAGCCUCUUGUCUGGGACUACUGGCUUUUGGGGGGCUGGAAAUGGAGCCUUGAUGCUGUGCAAGCACUGUUCAGCAACAGCCAAAACUCAAAGCACAGCACUUUAUGGGAUGCCAUGAGGACAGUGAGCCCCAUCCCAGCCAGACCCAGUACAUCACUAGUACACGAGUUCAGGAUGCUGUGGGAGCAGAAGGAGAGCAGACCACGGCAUGGGGCUGGGCUUUUGCAAUUCACCUAAAUGAUAUUUCCCCACCCAGUCCUGCACUAACUGUUUACAGACCUGGUGUCCACAAAUGAGUCUAAUCCUGAAACUCUGCCUCCAUCACCCCUGUGCCAGGAAGGUCUGGAAGUUUCCUGCACAUAGCAUAAAAAAAGCACUUUUUUCUGCCCACUCAAACCUAACGUGCUGCCUGUUUUGCAAGUUUCUCAAGUUCUAGUAACAAGGGUUUUGGUGAGCAAUAACUCCACGUGGAUCAACCCUCACCACUGUCAGCCUUCUGCUCUCCAAACUGAAGAGUCCCACUCCCAGACUCUGCCCUGUACUGGCACUGCUUGAGUCACCUUUCCCUGUGCUUUGUCUCAGCCAUUUGCAGAUGGUAGAAAGGUUCCAGGCUGACCUGAUGGGCUGCAGCCUCUGUCCCUUGCAUCAAUGCCUUUCCUCAGUUUGCCCUGCUCCAUGCCACUGUUUCCCAUGAAAUGGGUCCUUGGGCAGGGGUCUGUAAGGUUGGAACAUAUCUGCACCCUCUGUGGGCACAGCAAGAUUUAUUAUUAUUUUUUUUUGGAAAGCAUUGCCCAAAUGUAUUUAAGCCUACAGCACAGAAAUGCAGCCAGAAAUACAGUCCAAAAGGAGUUACAACACUGAACACUUCCGGGAAUGACAGCCCUCCUUCUCCUGGUGGAAGAGCUGCCAGCACUGGAGAGGAGGGAGGAAAACUACAGCUCCCAGCAUCCUGCCUGGGCAGCCGUGGAAGGGCAGGGUUCACCCUCGCGCCGACAGCAGCGGAGGAUUUAGGGCGCGUUCGGGAAAAGGGCUGUCCAGCUGAGCCAAAGGGCCUCCGGGAAGGACAAGCCCCGGGGCCAUCACUGGCCGCCUCGCUGCUUCUCUUCACAGCCCCAACCGGCUCCAGCCCUGCCCAGGUCUACAGGUGUUCAGCUGCAGUUCCUGAGGCCAACGCAGGAUGGUGGCCCUGCUGGGGGUAGGACUUGGUCAGCCACCCCAGCAGCAGGAAGACAUCCCCACACAAGCAAAGGAGAAAGUGAAGUAAAAGGUGCUGGGACCCCACAGGAGAAAGAAAAUGGAAAAGAAUCCAAGUGUGGACCUGCCUGGAGCCGUGCUGGCCCAAGACAAAAUGGACAGCAAAGGAGACAGCAGUGUCCUCCAGGAAACUCAGGAGGACCUGGAGAUAAGCAGGCAAUGUGAAAGCUCCUGCACAGCAGAGGAAGAUGCUUUAUCAAGAAGCAAGUCACUGAGCUCUGAGAGUAAAAUGACACAUUCAGAUAUGAACGCCACAGAAGAUGUCACCGAGGGCCUCUCAGCAGAGGAGAGCACCAGUGUCCCUCUCCUAGAUCAGGAGCCAGGAGAGCACACGGAGCAAGAAACACAGGAGGGGGAAUCCUCAAGCACAUUAAGGAGCAGACAUGGGACAAAAGCUGGGCCAGCCCAAGGUGAGGUGGAGAGCACAGCAGAGCAUCCUGCACACCAGGAGCCCCCCAAAGAAACACUUGAGCACCAAGUGACGAGUAGGUGUCCUGAGACCUCCUGCAAACCAGAGGAGGACUCUUCGGUGAGUAAUCCACCAACUGCUUUUGGGGAAGAGGUGAAGCUUUCAGAGUUAGCUGAUCCCACAGUGGAGGAGAAGGUUCCUCAGGGAACUGCAGCAUCACUGGAAGAAUCUGUGGAGACGAGAGAUGGUGUCUCAGAAAGACCUCAGGAAGAAGAUGACUCGGACAGAGCCGUGCUGGCCCAAGACAAAAUGGACAGCAAAGGAGACAGCAGUGUCCUCCAGGAAACUCAGGAGGACCUGGAGAUAAGCAGGCAAUGUGAAAGCUCCUGCACAGCAGAGGAAGAUGCUUUAUCAAGAAGCAAGUCACUGAGCUCUGAGAGUAAAAUGACACAUUCAGAUAUGAACGCCACAGAAGAUGUCACCGAGGGCCUCUCAGCAGAGGAGAGCACCAGUGUCCCUCUCCUAGAUCAGGAGCCAGGAGAGCACACGGAGCAAGAAACACAGGAGGGGGAAUCCUCAAGCACAUUAAGGAGCAGACAUGGGACAAAAGGACAUGCAGCCCCACAGCCAGAGGCUCAGCCAUGCUUGCAGAGCGUCACCAGUCAAAAUACAGAACAGAAGAAGACUAAAGAGUUCAACUUACUGAAAGGUGAGGAAAAGAAGCUUCCCUUGUGCGUUACUCAUCGACCAGAAGGCCCUGAUCCACCAGGAACAAGACUUGCCAUUCUGGGCCUCGCAUUGCUCGUCUUCUGCAUAUUCUUCUUCAGCAACUCAACCGCCACGUCCCAGCCGGCCCCCAGGAACCCCACAGUGGAGGCCUUCCUGUCCCAUUUCAACAAGCUGCAGGACAAGUUUCCUGGGCAGAAUCCCCACUUGUGGUUUCGCGGGCGCAAGUUCUUGCAGAAGCACCUCAACACAUCCCAGCCCACGCAGCCAGCCAUCAUCAUCCUCAUGGCUGCCCGCCAGGGUGAACGGACCUUGCGGUGCCUUAGCAUCCAGGUAGCUGACGCCUACUCGGCCGCCCUGCAUGCCAGCACGGUGCAGAUCGAUGGCAGGGAUGUAUCUGAGCUCCAGAGUGACGAGGCCAAGCUGAACAUGGACUCAGAGCUCAGUUCAGCUUUCCAGGCUGGGUACCGUGCUGCGGUGAUACACCGCUUCGAGCUGCUGCCGGCAGGGGCCACCCUCAUCUUCUACAAGUACUGCGACCACGAAAGUGCUGUUUUCAAGGACGUGGCCCUGCUGCUGACCGUGCUGCUGGAGCAGGAGGCGCUGGAGACCCAGAUCAGCCUCCAGUGGGUGGAAGAGAGGGUCCGCGACUUCCUCUGGGCCAAGUUCACCAGUGCCAGGACCCCCAGCUCCUACGACCACAUAGACUCUGACAAGAUGAGUGGGCUGUGGAGCCGCAUCUCCCACCUGGUGCUACCAGUCCAUCCGGUGCAGAACAUUGAGAAGGGGGGCUGCCACAUCCACACCAAAACCUAGGGACAGAGGCUGCCAGAGUCCUGGGAAGGACUGGAAAGCCAGUCCUGGCCAGCCCCGGUGCAGGCAGAGACACAAAUGAACAAGGAAUUCACUUCGUAACACCCCUGUGCUAUUUCUCUACAAUUUGUUUCCCAUUCUUCCUGGGAAGAGUUCGACAGGUACAAAUUGAUCCAGGCCUUUUGGCUAGCUGAAGGUAAUAGACUGUAUGCUUCCUUCUGACAGGUGGGAAUAGCUGAUAUUUUAGACUGCUAGUUGCACAGGAGCACAUUACAAUGUGGGGAGGCAGGAGGAAAAACAGUGCUUUGCAGGAAGUGGAACAAAGGAAGGUCAAACUCCCUAAACCCAACAUAUUGAAGUCAUGCUUCAAAAAGAAAAUCAGUUUGCUAGUCAAGGGUUUGACCAGUCAGUCCUGAUACAGCUCCACUGACUGAUUUAAACCCAAAGGCCAGAUCCUAAAUGCCAUCUGUUCAAACAAACCUGCAAUCCAGAAUUCCUCCAAACGUCAAUUACAAAAAAAUUAAAGUUGUCAGCACUUAAACACUACACAAAAACAGGGGAAUCCCCCACACAGAGCGGCCCUUAUGCCAUUCUGAAAACAGAGAACAAUGAAACACAAACCACUUCAUUAUCGCUCUAAUGGUGCUAAGCCUCAAGGGAUCACACAGGUAAAGGAAUGAGUAAUAGAGUUUAACUUAAUGCUACCUUUUAAAAGAGUUCAGUUGUGAUCCAUUUGCCACCACAGGGCUACAAGCAUCUCUUUGGGCUGAUGCAUCAGCCUUGGUCCUACAUGGUUCCUCUUCACCCAGGUACCUGAUCUGCACUUAGGGCUGGAAGCCAUUGGAGGCAUCUCUAAGUCAUUUCCCUGCACAGAGGGCGAGUCCUCGGGGUCAAGACAGGAGCGAGCUGUCAAAAUGCCCCCUCAUGCCCCUCCACGGCUUUUCCAGGGUGGUUCCUCACGCACUAGGCCUUGCCCAGGGACCGUGAGUGUUUGCAGUCCAGCAGUUCCCUGGCUUGCUUUCUGUGAUUCUGCCUGCCCCUCCCCAGCUAACUUUUAUUGAUGAAUGUAGAUGAUAACACUGAUAUUUAUUUCAGACCACGUAAGGCAGCAUACCAGGCCCUUGCCCACCAAAGGUACAUUUCCCUUCCUGCCAGGCAGGUGGUGCUCUGGCUGCUAUUAGAGCAACUGGGAGCAGAGCUGAUACCAACUAGUAAAGA